AUGGUGGGAGCCAGCGUGACCGAGCAGGUGUUGAGUCCCAGAGUUCUUGGGUUGGCUGGAAAGCACUACAUGUCCAAGAACAAGCUACAGCAGCGACCUCUUCUGCUAGUCAAGCAUGUGCUGGCUCUUGAGGAGAUAAUCGUGGGAAGCUUGGAAGGGUACAGUGAUGUUGAUAGAAUUGCGGCAGGGUUCUUUGCUUUUGCCAUUUAUGCGAGGGCUCGGCAUUCUGAUGCUCAGAACGCUGGGAGUAUUCUUGCGGACGUGCAUCGUCAAGAAGAUGGUUCGACAGUCGGCUAUCUUGAGGCCCAGGUUGAGCGGUCUAAGACAUCGACAACGCUGGAGCGAAAGACGAGGUACUUGCCAAUGGUCGCCCCGAUCCAUGGUGUUGGCCCUGGUUGUUGGGGCCUCGAGUGGAUGCGACUGCUGGCAGAUCAUGGCCCUGUUUUGGGAGCGGGCCGACCGCUCUUGCCGGGGCCUAUGGAGAAUGGGCAAUGGCAGAACAUUCCGUUGAGCGCUGAGGCUGCGGCUCGUUGGCUCAGGAGUUUGCUGAAUAACAUUCCUGCCAAGUUUUCGAAGAGUGAGGUCAAGGUGCUUGGUGCCCACAGCCUGAAGGUCACGCUUUUGUCGUGGGCGAGCAAGUACGGCCUCUCUGUGCAGACCCGGUCUAUCUUGGGAUACCAUAGCAAAAGUAAGGGCAGCGUCCUGAUUUAUGGCAGGGACAAUUUGUCGCAGCCUUUGCGAGAGAUUGAGGAAGUCAUUGAGGCCGUUUCUAUGAAGCGAUUUUCCCGGACGCUCUUCGCUCUGGUUACUUCAAGAAGCCAGGUGAUCUUGAUGAGCAACGCAUUGAAGUUCUUUCUGACUCGUCCUCCGAGGAUUCUCAGGACGAAGAGGCGCCGGAUCAUGAAGCUGAGGAAGCCUCUCUUGAGGGAUUGGAUCCUUGGGAACCUUUUGCGGGCAGUGUUUGCCGGCACCUCAGACUUAGAUGUUCGCGCUGUGCGGGACCAAAAACGUGCGGAGCUGAGUGAGGUCGAAACCAUCACUGGCACCGUCAAGACUCUGAAGAAUCUUGCCUUUAUUUCUUCAUACAGUCCUGGCCAGGCAGAUGAUGCGUAUGCAGUAGUCACUGCUGAGCUCAAGCAGCAGGUUGAAAGGACUGAGGAGGUGCAGAUCAGGGCGCUGACUCAGCCGGAGAGCGCUGAGCGCUACGAAAAUCAGGUGAAGCGCUUGGCAGGCGUUAACAUCCGUGGGUCCACUGAACCCAGUGAACGCCUUGUGGACAUAUGUGUGGCAAUUUACGAGCGUAAUCAGUUGCAGUAUGUGCCGUGGUCCAGGUGUUCCUCCUGCGAACAUGAAUCGCAGUCGGAGUCCAGGAAAGAGGUGAAACUCACCCUGGACGGGGGUGGCAAGGUGAAGGUCGAUUCUUCGACCAAAGAGCUCGUCGCCGAUACGAGUUCGGAGGUUCACAUCACACAGGCCCUCCAGCGAAGGGCUUUGGCCAUGGAACAAGCGAACAUAGUUUCGUAUACUUUGCUCGACCUGUGGCAUCAGCGAUUGAUGAAAGCUCGCCUCACUGAUCCGCCCCCUGGCUAUGAUGAGACCCGUGCGGCCAUUCAGGCUAACGCGGAAGGCAGGCCGAUCGACCGGAUCAUCAAGGAUGUCAUGUAUCGUGUCGAGGUUGGCACGUUGCUGCAGCCGCUUCCGUCAGCUAGCACGCACUCAGGAGGAAAGCCGGGCCCUCAGCCCGCUGCAUCCCCUGCGAAGGGAGACCGUGGUGGUAAAGCCAAGGGCAAAGGCAAAGGGAAGGGCUCCCGCCUAGGCACGCCACGCAUGCCAGCCGAGCUUGAAGCUUGA
Molecule: messenger RNA, 1851 nt
Organism: Symbiodinium sp. CCMP2456
Lineage: Eukaryota; Dinophyceae; Suessiales; Symbiodiniaceae
Source: the annotation of a GenBank genome assembly